UUUAAUUUAAUAAAUAUAAUUAGAUUUUCUACAUAACGUUUAUAUGUUUCAUAUGUAUUUUAUAAUUAUUUAAAAAAACAGUAGGAUAGAGCACAAAAAAAGACACGAAAUUUUGCUUUUCUAAAAAAUGGCAAUAGAAUUGAUAAAAAUAAACUAUUUCUAAAAUCUAAAAUUCUUGUAUGUCACUGAUCGUUUACUUUUUUUUUGACUAAAAUAAAUAAUCAAACUUUGGUAAUAAAAUUAGUAAAAAUUAGGAAAAGGUAUACCUAAACUAAUAUAACACAAACAUUUGUUGUCACCGGAUUGCCGCAACAGAACCUGGGCAAGUCUCCGGUACCGGACACUGGAUAGUUUUAUUUGAUUUUUAUACGUAUAAAUUUUCUAUCCGGCAACAAUCUAUCCGGUGUCCAGUCUUCAAAAACCUUGUGAAUGUUCUCAUACUUUCUUAUAUAUCUCGCGACUGGAUAUCCGACACCGGCUAAUGUUAUCCGAUACGCAUGAAAAGGCUCUAUUUCUAAUGAUUAUGGUUAACGUUAACGUUAUUAUAUGGUAACAAACAGUUUUUAUUUAAUUUUUUUAAUUGAAUAAUAAGUAUUAAAAAUAGUCCACCAACUCUAAUUACUAUUGCAGAGAAUGUAGUACCUUUAGGUAUUAUAUACUGUUUCUGUGGUUAUAGGGACUCUGUAGGAAUUUUAGCGCUGUUACAUACUAUGUAUACCUAGGUUUGUUUGGUCUCGUUUACUAUAUGUAUAAUUUCAUCUGAAUGAACUUUUCUCGUUUCCAUAGUAAUGGUGUAAGUAGUUGUUGAAAAAUGGAAGCUGUGUCGAAUUAUACAUUUGUGCCACUGGCACAAAAGAAUUACGUAGGAAUCAAUAAUAAAACAAUACAGAGCUUACUUUCUAAAUGGGGCAUAUAUGGAAACUUUGUUAUUCAACAGUUUUCAUUCAAUGAAUCCUUCCAAUCUUAUCACAAAUAUCUCUUGAUAGAUGCAUUCUUUAAAAAUAAUAUUAUUGGAAAAGAAUUAAUAACACUGCAAGGAAAACAUUGGGCAAAGCAAGGCAUAACAUCGUCAAUUGUUGAGACAAAGCCAGUGCCUUGCUCUGUUUUAAGUAUGUCCUUUUUUAAUAAAUUGAAAGAUCCAGAAAAUGGAAUUGUGUAUAAGUCAGGAGCUAUUUGUAAAAGAUAUGAUAUGGAAAUUGAUAAUUUUCUAGUUUGUGAUAAUCUCAGAGGAGUAAGAAUAAUUAUUUAUUAAGUAGUUAAUAUUUCAAUAUUAG
Megalopta genalis is the source of this 1274-nucleotide messenger RNA. RefSeq names its product cilia- and flagella-associated protein 300. NCBI's taxonomy places the organism in Eukaryota, Metazoa, Arthropoda, Insecta, Hymenoptera, Halictidae. The record is from RefSeq and is a predicted model, not a curated record.